Molecule: messenger RNA, 1375 nt
Organism: Salvia splendens (bonfire salvia)
Lineage: Eukaryota; Viridiplantae; Streptophyta; Magnoliopsida; Lamiales; Lamiaceae
Product: glyceraldehyde-3-phosphate dehydrogenase, cytosolic
Exons: 10
Coding region: 22-1104 (360 amino acids)
Biological process (GO): glycolytic process; glucose metabolic process
Cellular component (GO): cytosol
Molecular function (GO): NADP binding; glyceraldehyde-3-phosphate dehydrogenase (NAD+) (phosphorylating) activity; NAD binding
Source: RefSeq, a predicted model, not a curated record
UUCUCUCUAUUUUUCUUCAUCAUGGCGAAGAUCAAGAUCGGGAUUAAUGGAUUCGGAAGAAUCGGGCGUCUGGUCGCCAGAGUUGCCCUGUUGAGUGAUGAUGUUGAGCUUGUUGCUGUUAAUGAUCCAUUCAUCACCACUGAUUACAUGACAUAUAUGUUCAAAUACGACAGUGUUCACGGUCCGUGGAAGAAGCACGAGCUGAAGGUUAAGGAUUCCACGACCUUGCUCUUUGGCGACAGGCCGGUGACUGUAUUUGGCAUGAGGAACCCCGAGGAAAUCCCAUGGGGCCAGGCCGGAGCUGAUUAUGUGGUCGAGUCGACUGGAGUUUUCACUGACACAAACAAGGCAUCAGCACAUCUCAAGGGAGGUGCGAAAAAGGUUAUAAUUUCUGCCCCGAGCGCGGAUGCGCCCAUGUUUGUUGUUGGUGUGAAUGAGAAGGAUUAUAAGAAGGACAUCAAUAUCGUUUCGAAUGCUAGUUGCACUACCAACUGUCUAGCCCCGUUGGCCAAGGUUAUCAAUGACAAGUUUGGUAUUGUUGAGGGGCUGAUGACGACUGUGCACUCCAUGACCGGUAUGUCUAAUUACAAUUUUCUCGUUAUUUUGUUCGAUGCAUUAAGCGUGUGUUGUUGUUGUUGUUCAGCAACACAGAAGACGGUGGAUGGUCCUUCGAUGAAGGACUGGAGAGGUGGAAGAGCGGCUUCGUUUAACAUCAUUCCUAGCAGCACUGGUGCUGCUAAGGCUGUAGGGAAAGUACUUCCUGCACUGAAUGGAAAGCUUACUGGAAUGGCUUUCCGUGUCCCAACCGUUGAUGUCUCAGUCGUUGAUCUCACUGCUAGGCUCGAAAAGGCAGCCUCGUACGAUGAGAUCAAGGCUGUGAUCAAGCAAGAAUCAGAGGGUAAAAUGAAGGGGAUUUUGGGAUACACAGAAGACGAUGUCGUUUCAACCGACUUCAUUGGUGACAGCAGGUCUAGCAUCUUCGAUGCCAAGGCUGGAAUUGCGCUGAAUGGGAACUUCGUUAAGGUUGUCUCUUGGUACGACAACGAAUGGGGCUACAGCAACCGCGUUGUGGACUUGAUCCGACACAUGGCGUCUGUCGCUUGACCUGGUUAUGUUGCCUUGCACGAGCGUAAUAAUUUCGUCGGCAUCACAUGCUAAUCUAUCUCAGUUUCCAAAAUUGGUUAGGUAGUUGGAAAUAAUUUAAAUGUUGUGAUGAGGAUAAGUUUUUUCUCAUGGAUUUCAUCAUGCUUAUAUAGUAGUAGGUAUUAGUGUUGCCAAAUUUUGUUGCAAUGGAAUCAUUUCCUCUACUCGUAUUUGAUACAACUCAACUCUCAAAAACAAAUAUUUACUUCAACUCAACACUUUUAUGAUGUAA